ACGCCAUUACCACUGUAUCAAAACAGAAAUCUUCAGCUGCUCUGUGUCUAUUAUAUUAUUGUCUCUAGUUAAUAGUUUAUGUUGCCAUUCAAUAUGCUUGUAUAGUGUUUAACUAAAUCAGCUCCCCUUUAAAAAAAAUCAACCAACUAAAGAGCACAUGUUGAAGCAAACUUGUCCUUUAAUUUUCUGUUUAAGUCAACGAAAUUUUAAAUAAUAUACAUUAAUACAAUGGACCCAGAAUAUGAGAAACGACUUCUUCGUCAACAAAAUGGGCAACUGUCUCCUUAUGGCAAUGCUUACUCAAGCCCAGUAGUGUCCCCAAGCAAAAGAAUUUAUGGUGAUAGGUUCAUCCCUUCCAGAUCAAGCCCUUGUUGGAACAUCAACUUUGAUCUUCAGCAGCCACACACCCCUACCUCAUCUGUCAAAUCUAAAGAUACAAAUACUGAGUCUGCGAAAGAUGGUUUGGCGUAUGCUUGUUUGCUGAAAAAUGAGCUGUUGGCUGCCGGAAUAGAAGAUUUAAAGGAUCUGCAAACUGAUGACAAAAAAGUACUGGCUCCUAAAGAAAGCAAAAAUUUAUUUAAAUUUCAUACUCCUCGCCGAUGUUCUGAUGGCUGUGACACUUCACCUUAUUCAUUAUCUCCUGUUGGUAGCAAGAGUCAGAAACUGCUUCGUUCACCUCGUAAAGCUGUGAGGAAAAUAUCUAAGAUACCUUUUAAAGUUUUGGAUGCUCCUGAAUUACAAGAUGAUUUUUACUUAAAUUUGGUUGACUGGUCCUCACAAAAUGUACUUAGUGUAGGCCUUGGGACAUCUGUGUAUUUAUGGAGUGCGUGCACAAGUCAGGUGACACGUUUGUGUGAUCUGUCUACAGAUAAUGACACUGUGACGUCCGUGUCAUGGUCAGAAAGGGGUAAUCAAGUAGCUGUGGGGACAAACAAAGGUAUUGUACAAAUAUGGGAUGUUGCAUUGAGCAAAAAAGUUCAUGCAUUACCAGGGCAUGGAGCUAGAGUGGGGGCAUUAGCAUGGAAUGGGGAUAUGCUUUCUUCUGGUAGCAGAGACAGGUUAAUUCUACAAAGGGAUAUAAGAACUCCAAACACAACACCAGAGAGGAAACUAAUUGGUCACAAACAGGAGGUGUGUGGUCUAAAAUGGUCACCGGAUCACCAACAUUUAGCAUCUGGGGGAAAUGACAACAGACUUUUUGUGUGGAAUGCCACAAGUACCACACCAAUGCAGACACACAUGGAGCACCUGGCUGCCGUGAAAGCCAUUGCAUGGUCUCCUCACCAGCACGGUCUCCUGGCCUCGGGUGGGGGUACAGCUGACCGGUGUAUCAGGUUUUGGAACACACUGACAAAUCAACCCUUACACUGUGUAGACACAGGUUCUCAAGUCUGUAAUUUAGCCUGGUCCAAACAUUCAAAUGAACUAGUGAGCACACAUGGGUAUUCACAAAACCAAAUCUUAGUGUGGAAAUAUCCAUCUCUAGUACAGAUUGCCAAGCUAACAGGACAUUCUUUCAGAGUACUCUACCUGGCAAUGUCACCAGACGGAGAAGCUAUUGUAACCGGAGCGGGGGAUGAGACUCUCAGGUUCUGGAAUGUAUUCAGCAAAACACGCUCAACAAAGGAAUCUAAAUCAGUGUUAAAUCUUUUCACCCGAAUCAGAUAAGAUUUGUUCACUAACAACCCAUUGUAAAUUCCAUCAAGUAUUCACUGCUGUUCUCACAUUGUCAGCUCUGGUAUCAAUGCCACCAACAUUUAUAAACAAAAUGUAACUAUUUGUUAACUCUUUAUCAUGCCUAGUCUCAAACUAUAACAUGUUUUCCUUUGACAUUGUUUUACUUUAGAUUCUGUAUUGUUAGAAUGUGGUACAUCUGUUUGGGAGAGAAUUUUAAGCUACUAUUUCAUGUUGCUGAAGAUAGUUACAUUUUCAUCUUUAUAAAAUGUUAUUACUAUGUUUUUAGUUUAGUAGGAUUUAUUUAUGUGGGCUUAUUUUUAUUUCUUUAUAUGUUUUGGGUUUUCUUUUUUUUUUUCCUGCUAAUGCACCAUUUUUUGUUUUGUUUACUUUAUUUUGUUUUAUAGAGUGCCGACCUGAUACAUUUUUGUGUGUAUUAGCUCAUUCAGUUUAUAGUGCAUUAUAAAUAACAGAUAAAAUGGUAGCUUCAGUAUUUUUUAAACUGUUAUCAAUAUGUUUUAUCCCAUAACUAAUUGCAACAAAACAACACUAUUUACAGAACAUGAAAAGUUGUUUUUUUUAAAUGAAGAAAGUUUAUACUUACAGAAACAUGAAAUCCAUUCCUUAUUUGAAUUUCUAGCUAUGAAUAGUACCCAGAUACACUCACUGUACCAAAAAUAACAGUAUCUAAAUAUGGCAGUUAAAAAAAGAACAGCAGUUGUACAUUUUUAUAAAUCUUGCAUUAAGUUAUAUCAUGUAUAUAUUCAUGUAUAAACGAUGCUUUAAACUAUUUUGUGGAGCGAGGGAAUCCAACACACAACAGUAGUCUGUGAUUGUCAACUUUUCAUCUGCUCUGGCAGAGCCCAGAGUUUUAUGUACAACACAUGUCAAUAGCUCAUCCAGGCAAACAUUGAAGCUGUAGGUGGUCGGGUAUGUUUUCCCUCAUGGUGUUUUCUAGUAGUAAAAUUUGCUAUCUGCACUCUUAGUACGCUUUUUGGUGUAGCUUCAAAUAAGAAAAGAAUUUUAGUUAUAUGGUGUAGGGCACUUAAAUAUUAGUACGACAACUGGUAAGCUAGUAGUAUUUUAAAUGGAGCUUUUUUAAAUAGAAUUUUUUUCUCGUUGCCAAUUUUUUAUUUAGCUUUAUCAGUUUCUUUCUCUCACCCAUUUCUCAGUAGAGUCUGUUAAUUAGCUUAGCACCAAACAAUCCUCCGCCACUUGGUGUAGCUGGGUUGCCAUGGUGACCAGGUUGUGUUCAUCAAGCUAGACAAGCUACCUGCAUUUAAUUUGUACACAUGCUUCACUCUGCUAGGGUGUAGGGAAUAUUUAGUUCCAUUCAUUUGAUUGACCUUUGUUAUUUAUAAUUUUUGUAUUUCUGUAACAAGCUCCACUACACACAGCUGAAGGCAAAACCAGUCCAUUAGCUGUGUGUGAUGACCACCUACUACAUCUCCACUGUCCAGCCACACAUUUUUUCUUGUCCUAAUCAUCCCCUUCAUUCUCAUGCCAGUCUUCAUUAACUACUGUCCUUAGCUACCCAAAGUCCUAUGACCAAAUCUUGUGAUAAACAAACUAUUGUAUCCUAUCUGUUGUCUCAAACAUUUCAGAAGUCACAAAACACAACCACUAACACUUUGAUUCUUUACGUAGACUUUACAAACUAAGCUUUCAACAACAUUAUACUUUUAUUAACAGAUAUUGACGCUCAUUAGGUGGAACAUAUGAACAAAACAUACAAAAACAUUUAUACCUUUUAAUAAAAUAAAUACAUUCAUUAGGUAGGCUACAUUUAUUAUUAUACCUUUCAACAAAUACUAAAAUUAAUUAGGUGGAAUACAUGAACAAAAUAUUCGCAAUCAUUAAUAUAUAUUAACAUUGAUGAGGUGGAAUACAAUGACUGAUUAAUUUAUUACCAAUCAUUCAUUCACAUUUGUCUAAAGUUGAGAAGGUAAUCUAUCACGCAACAUAAAUGUUACAUUAACAUCAACAAAUCCAGAUUUUAAUCUACAUUUACUUAACUAAAAUAUACAUUUCUUUUUAUAGUACUUUUAACACUUUUAUAUUAAUAUAUGAUAUUUUAAGUCUAAUAAUUAAAGAGAAACUAUUUGUUAGAAAGACUGAAUUUCAUUUCUUUACACCAGCGUUCAGAGCUUGGAUUGUUUGUGCAUGAGUUUUAUAGAAAUAUUUUACAACGUUGCUUCCCCAUUGUUUUAACAUUUUGUUUUUAAUCCAUUAUGGUGUGAUACGUUUCAGUUUAAACCAGUUUUAUUAGUUUAAAGCCAGUUUUUUUCCGUGACACCGCUUACACUCUUGGCUUGGGUGGGUUUAGAUCCUGUGUACUUCAACUUCGUGAAUAAUGUCCCAUUUUCUAUUCGCCAUUUUUUUUUACAAAAGAAGGUAUUGUUAUUAGUGUAUGAAUGAAAGUUGGUUAAUGCCUUUUGUCAGGGUCAGUAUUUGAACAGAACACUCCAUACAUGAAUGUACAGCGACUAUCUUCACAUUUAGUUUAUCAAUAACAGUCCGGUUUUAAUUUAUAUCGUCUGUCACACAUUCUCAUUUAUGUUUCAUUGAAUUACUUUCUGAGCAGCAUUUUUGCAUUUGAUUUAGUUGUGCAUUGUGAUUUUAUAUUUGUAUAGAAAUGUAAUUAAUAUUUUUGUUUAAUGAUUAAAAAAGUAAAUGA
This is a messenger RNA of Physella acuta, 4351 nucleotides long. RefSeq names its product fizzy-related protein homolog. Gene Ontology annotation, biological process: anaphase-promoting complex-dependent catabolic process; positive regulation of anaphase-promoting complex-dependent catabolic process; positive regulation of ubiquitin protein ligase activity. The record is from RefSeq and is a predicted model, not a curated record. Gene Ontology annotation, molecular function: ubiquitin ligase activator activity; protein binding; anaphase-promoting complex binding. Gene Ontology annotation, cellular component: anaphase-promoting complex. NCBI's taxonomy places the organism in Eukaryota, Metazoa, Mollusca, Gastropoda, Physidae.